GCGUUCCACUGCGUUCCACUGCGUUGCACAUGGGAACCGAGAGCAAGGAGAGAGGGCAUGCAUAGUAGAGUGAGAUAGAAUGUAACAGAUUACCGUGCUACUGAAUGUAUGCUGAUACAAUGGAAAGUAAAAGUCCUGGAUAUGUAACACCAAAAAAGCCAGCUUUAUCAGCUAGUGCAAGAAAAAUCAAAGACAAUGCAGCAGACUGGCAUAAUCUGAUGCUUAAAUGGGAGACAUAUAAUAAUGAUUCAUUUACUAUAGCAAGCAAGAUUGUUAAUCUAAAAAUAAUUACUGAAUCUGCAGAUAGCAUGUUGGAUGAAACCACACCUAAUAAGGAUAAUAUAACGACAGACAAAGUGGAAUUGGACAGACUGUGCUCAGAAUUACUUCACAUAUUAGAAAAUAUGGAAAAAAUAUGGACCAAGCUGGAGAAGAUAACCGUCACUUUUAAAGGAAUCUGUGACCUUGAAGCAUAUCAGUUUCCUGGUGACAUUUCUAAGCCAGUUCAUUUUCACACUUGGCCAACAACCCUUUUCUAUGAGACCUCCAAAACAAUGGUAGAUAUGUACAAGAAAGAAAUGGAGCUUAAAAGGACUAUUAUCGGGGAUCUUGCACAUACAUCAGAUCAGGACUUACGGAUGGUGUAUUUAUCGUGUUGGUUAUACCAGCCUUAUAUUGACAACAACAUCAAAGUCUUACUUGAAAGCAUGCUGCUGGAAACAGGACACAGAACCUUUUGAUGGUUUUGGACCCUUUAGGGCUCUGGUACACGGGGAGAUUAGUCGCCUGCAACAAAUGUCCCUUGUUGCGGGCAACUAAU
Xenopus tropicalis (tropical clawed frog) is the source of this 820-nucleotide messenger RNA. It is a transcript of the gene cinp, whose product is annotated as cyclin-dependent kinase 2 interacting protein. The record is from RefSeq and is a predicted model, not a curated record. The transcript is spliced from 5 exons. The coding region runs from base 105 to 740 and encodes 211 amino acids. Lineage: Eukaryota; Metazoa; Chordata; Amphibia; Anura; Pipidae.